CUCACAGCUCUGGGUUCCAUGAAUGACUCCUAGCACGAUAAACAAGGAAAUCAAAUGGCUUCUGCUACCCGCCAUGUUGGGAUUAUCACAAUGAAGUGACCCUGCAGAAUGUGGUCGAGUAUAUCAUAAAAUUAUUGGUGGAGAGAAGUGCUGGGCGAUGAGUAGAUUCAGCAGAGACAGAAGUCGAUCAGAAAAAUACAGUGGUGCUGCAUCCGAUGUUAGCGAAAGGGUGAUCCUCAAAGGAAAAGUACACGUUUUGAAUAUUGAGAAACAUAGCAAGCAGAGAUAUGUGGUUUUUGGUGCUUACAUGAGAUCCAAUGAUGAAACGACUAAAGAGCAUUAUUUUCUCAAGUUGUUCAAGGAUGAAAAGGAAGUCAUCUGUAAGGGAAUUUAUGAAUUUACCGCUGACCAAUUCUGUGGAACAGAGUUGGGGAGUUUAGAGACGCAAAAAUCUUUUGUAACCGUCAUGUUUUCUAAACACAAGGAUGCCUACUUAGCUCUGUUUCUAGAGGAUGAUACUGUGAUUUUUAAAGUUCGGGAGAGUGACCAACAAGCCAAGAAACUGCUGGAUGACUGGAAAACAAGAAUCGAAAAUGAAUUCAAAUUAAAGGAGCACUGGAUCAUAACUGCUCUGGAGGGCAAUGGUUUGCCACAUGAUAAGGUCACUCUACACAUCACAGAGCGUUCCGUCAGCAUAACUCUGAUCAACCCGCCUCAUUGUCUUCGUCGCUGGGACCUUAACAAAUGUAUUAAUGUGAGCCACCAUAAAGACAUCCUAGAAAUAGAAGUCAGUGACCCACUUGCAGAGAAGGAUGUCAAUAGACCAGGUGUUUACAAAUUUAGAACAAAAAGAUCGCACCUGAUUGCCCCUAAGAUAGAAUCCUCUAGAAUUCUCUACACAAAGAGACUUCGCUCAAGGUCUGUACAUGUAUCAAGUAGAGCCCCGCCUUCUUUUCCCCAACACAAGGGUGCUAGCUCGCCAUCAGCUUCCAGCCACUCUUCCUGUAGCCCUACUAUUACACCUGAGAAGAAAAGACCUCUACCGCCAGUCCCACCUUUGGUAGAGGAAGAAGAAGCCGCCACUACCUAUAUACCUUUACCUUUACAUGCAGUCCCCCCUGUUAGUGGUGGGGUAGCAAGAUCAGCAUCAGUGGGUGACCUGGUACAGGAACGUGGUCUUAGUGCAAUGAAAAACAAAGCUGGAUUGAAUCGUUGUGGAAGUUUUAAUGACUUGGCAGAAUUGGCUACUAUGUAUAGAGCAUUCCAUUUGGGCAGUAGACAUCCUUUAAAAAGUAUGAACGACCUUGGUCAGUCACUGAAAUCUGAAAGCUCAGUGACAACUAUGGGAAGGAAAAGAUUAAUGGCAAAAUUGUGGAGUAUACUUCGUCACAUCCAGGAAGAAGAUAUCUAUUGGUGCAUGAAGCACAGAAAUAUGCAGAGGCCAUGCUAUGAUGCUGACUACCUGAAUACAGAUAUAAGCUACACAUUAAUGUGUGCUCUCCGAGGCAGCAAACCAAGAAAGAACAUCUUGGGUCUAUCAAGAGCCACUAGGGACAGACUGGUCUGCAAGCUACAUGUGAAGGAAGGCUGGGAGAUCCUUGCUGAGCACAUAGGAAUGUCAUAUGAAGAGAUGAAUUUGGUAGAAGUUGUGUGCCGCUUCUACAAUGUUGUAGUCGGAGAUGUGAUUCUUCAACACUGGCAACUCCUGUCAGACAAAUCCAAAGACUUUGAACCAAGCUGUACCAAGAAAAAUCUAGUCAAAUUUGUCAAAGACAAAAUGCCAGAGAGGCAAGACAUACUGACAAUCUUAGAAAAUGACAAAUCAUUUCAGGAGACAGAUUUCAGUUGACCUUGAAGGUUGACUUAGUAAGUUAGUAAUAUGACUGGUGCCCUAUAUGAGACCUGUUAUCAGUUCAGCCGGCCUCAGACAUCCCUGUAUUAAGGUCUUUUGAUUUUAGUAUAACUGUUAUUUGUCCAUUUUAUUGCCAAAAAUGUUUUUUUUUCAAGUAUUUAAGAUAAUAAAUCUACAGCAAAUGUAAAUGUGUAUGUACCAGCAUAUAUGUUUUGUCUGUUUUUUAACUUCCAGAUGCACAUGGCAGUCUGUUAUUUACUACUGGUAUUCAUUUAGAUAUAUUCAGGUUGACAUAGCAUAAUGAAAAAAAAAUGUUUCGUACCAAUAUUGGUCCUGUGAAAAUGGUGUCAAAACAAUACUGAAAGUCAAAUAUUUUUGCAUAACAGUCUGUGCUAACCCUUAGUGCUGAUUUUCAUACAUCAGUGACUUAAAAUGUCUAGAGCAGAAAGCCCAACUUUGGGCGGGGUGGAUUGAGGGCAGAGGGACAUUUGCCCCCUCUCUCUUUCAUUCUCCCCUACCCCCUCCAGGUUUUUGGAUUAAUAGUGUCCUACUGUAGUCCUACAGUCCUACCUGCUGUUGGAUUUCCAACAGCUGCCUCCCAAGCAUCUGCUUUAAAGGGAUAACUGUUCAUUUUGGCCUAAAAUUGAAUUUUCCUGGGGUAAAGGACAAUUUUCCCAUACAUACAAAUGGUAUAUGAAUCCGUUCCCACAUUAGUCCUUGGUUUUUUUCUAAAAAGUUGUUUUUUGUAAUAAUCUCUUAAGAGAUCUCAAGAGAUUAUUACAGAGUGUAGCCAU
This is a messenger RNA of Lingula anatina, 2646 nucleotides long. RefSeq lists its product as uncharacterized. Lineage: Eukaryota; Metazoa; Brachiopoda; Lingulata; Lingulida; Lingulidae. The record is from RefSeq and is a predicted model, not a curated record.